AUGUGGCCGCUAUCUGUUUCCGCAUUGUUAACUACUGUCCCUGUGCUAAGCUUCUUUGCUACGGCUCAAGCAGCGGCACAUGACGGGGAGCAAGUUGUACUCAGCGCCCCUCGCCGACAACCUAUCAGCCCAGGUCCCCAUUUCAGCCGUCGUCAGCAAUCGCCGGAGCUCUGUGACUCGGGUUCUCAACACUGGACCGGUACGGUGAAUGUUAGUCCGGAGAAAUCUAUGUUUUUCUGUGCGUUUAGUUCCGAUCCUUCUGUGGUGCAGCUAGUGUUAUGCGCCGUAAUUUCUGUCUCGCUAACGGAUGUCGUAGGGUAUUAUGAAAGCCGAGACAGCCCUGAAACAGACCCAGUAUUGCUUUGGAUGAGCGGGUGAGUAGCAGGGCUACUGAGGAGAGAAAAGAAAUUAGAUCGACUGACCUGGGGAUAUCACGAAUCAGAGGUCCCGGUGCGACGGGUGAACUGGGCCAGUUCAAAGGCAUUGGUCCCUGUGCGGUGAACGAAGAUGGAAACUCAACCCGACGCCUUGAAUUCUCAUGGAUUGAUCACGCCAAUGUCGUGUUUAUAGAGUAAGUAACCCAGGGCCCUAGUAUUCUCCUUGGUUCUCACCAGUAGGACCACUUCUUCAGCCAACCCGUCGGUGUCGGUUUCUCCCAAAUUUCUAAUCGCAAUCUGAUCGCGACGAACCUGCAUGACGGUGCAAGAGAUGUAUACACGUUCCUUUCCAUUUUCACCCAGGACGUCUUCCCACAACUGGCCAAUCGUACUUGGCACAUCACAGGAGAGUCCAUGGGUGGUCAUUAUGUCACAUCCUACACAGAGUAUAUCCUGAAACAGGAACGCGAGCGAGCGCUCCAGGGUCUUGACAUCGGCAUUCAUAUUGACUCUGCUAUUAUAGUCGAUGGCUAUAUUGACGGUGCCUAUCAAUACACAGGCUACUAUGACUUCUUCUGUGAGGAUUGGAGAGCCGACGGAAGACCAUAUCCCUUAAUGAACGCGACCGCCUGUCAAGAAAUGGGCGAGGCCGUGGCAGCUUGCGAGAAGAAAGGUGCAAUGUGUCGAGACUCUUACGAUGUCGAUGUUUGUGCUUGGGCUAUGCAGUCCUGUGAUCGGACAGUUGGCAAAGACUUGGCGGAUGGUGUUAAGCCAGGAGGAUGGAACCCAUAUGACAGUAAGUAUCUUGCAAUUGAUUCUCCCAAUUUUGCAGUCCAAGAUGUCUAUGAUAGUAGAACGCACCAUGUCUUCUCAUCAGAAUAACUAAUCACAGUCCAGGUCGAUUUAAAUGUCAAGAGCCCCCUCUGUGCUCAAACUUCAGCACAGACGAGACGCUUGUGUUCCUCAAUCAACCAUGGGUACAAGAGCAGUUGGGAUUCCCCAACUACACAUUCCAGUUGAUCGAUUUCGAUACGAACCGCCGAUGGGCUGCGGCAGGCGAUCUGAACCUACCUGUCACCCGAGAGCUAACAUGGCUGUUAGACAAUUCCGAUGUCCGUGUACUAUUCUUUAAUGGCAAUAAUGAUAUAAUAAUGUAA
Messenger RNA from Clonostachys rhizophaga, 1534 nucleotides. Lineage: Eukaryota; Fungi; Ascomycota; Sordariomycetes; Hypocreales; Bionectriaceae. The record is from the annotation of a GenBank genome assembly.